Electrophorus electricus (electric eel) is the source of this 1765-nucleotide messenger RNA. NCBI's taxonomy places the organism in Eukaryota, Metazoa, Chordata, Actinopteri, Gymnotiformes, Gymnotidae. The record is from RefSeq and is a predicted model, not a curated record.
GUGACCUCCCGUGUGUGGAGGCAGGAUACAGAGCCCUGGGCACGGGGCGCACGUGCAAUGGGUCCUGUGGCGUUUUCCAGGCGCGAGCAUUUCCAGUGUGAUGCAGAGUGUUUAAGAUGCGCCGCACAAAGCCGCAGAGCAGUAGAAUAGAAGGAAGCGCUGCUCGGUGACCGCUUUCCUCCCUGAAAGCGCGUUUCCUCCUGGAGAGGCUGUGGAAAUGGACGCGCUGUUUUACGCCGUGCUGGUACUACUGCGCCUUUCUGCGUCCAGGGGUUUCCUUAUCGCGCACGCGAAAGGCGUGUGUCUGAGCGUGCGGAGCGGCGAGGUCGUAUUGCAGAAGUGCGACGCCGCGAGCCCCCUUCAGCAGUGGACGUGGACGGCAGACAUGCAGCUCGCGCAUCGGCAGCACGGCUGCCUCUGGGCCGACACGAGCGGCGCGCUGCCGCCCCACGCGCGCAUAGUCAAGCUCAAGGAGUGCAGCGGUGCACCCGCGUGGAAGUGUUACGACAGGCGGGGCACCUUCGGUUUGGCGGAGUUGCCACUGUAUCUGAAAAAGCAAGGGGCCCAGGCCGUUGUUCGGGUCGAUCCGAAGUACUCCAACUGGACAAUGUACACGGUCAGUUCGCAGGGGAAAGCGGUGCUGUCGUUCCUCUGUCAGUCCGCAGCAGGUCUGCCAACCGUCUCCACGAGCAAAACCUCAGCACAGAUUACAACUGUGAGGAUCCCUGUCACCACUGAUCAUGGACCCGGGACCAGCACUGGACAUACGUCCAACACCAGAACCAAAAGGACUGGUACUACCAAUCCUGCUGGGCCCAGUGUGGCCCUAGCUCUGAAUACCAGGGUUGUGCUUCGUAAAGACAAGUCAUCUCACACAGUCCCAUCUGGACUUCUCACAACAGGCCACGUUAGCACAGAGAGGCAGGAAGCAGCCUCCGACAGCUCCGUCACGCAGCUCCCCUGGGAGCUGAGAAACGAGAUGAGUAAUGUCACACGCAUGGUUUUCACAGACCUCCACCAAACAAGGAACACACAUGAGAAUUUCCGGCUCGAUCCGCGUUGGACUCCUGAAUCGAUCUCCAGGACCCAUAAUCUGAGGGUCAGCCGCAAUGCAGUAACUGCAUCUCACACUUCUGUCACUGAUCCUGAAACUGUGUUUUCUGUCACGAGCUUCAGGGCUCCAGCUGUGAUGCGCUCCACCCAGCGCUCCACCCAGUCCUCAACUCAGCCAUCAGGUUCCCUGAAAACACUUUCCGGCACCAUUUUAGAUCCGUCAACAGAUAGUUCAGCUGAAAUCCUCUCAGUGUCUGACACUCGGACAGAUGUUGAAACUGCCCCUCUGUCCGCAUACACAGCAUCUGCUCCCACUGUGGUCAGAGAUACGAAGGCCUUCGGCACUCUGCGUCCCCUCACAGGCAGGAGUGGGUUCAGCAAACAGCUCCUGUAAAUGGAGCUCAGGCGUCCCCCAUCACAGGCAGAUCUACGGCCAUAAUCGGCACCCACCAUGCUGAAACUAACUGCACCUGCUAGCACAAGCCUCAUACCUUCAGAUCCAACUACUGCUGUGCCUGCCAUAGAUUACAAAACAACCAAGCUCCAACUACAACUAGUGGGCAAACUACAACUACCCCAAUAACUACUGGCAGCAGCCAACUAUGACAGCAAGAGCAACCACAAAUGCCCAGACAAUUAAAGUUACUCUCACUACAUCAACCACCACCCAACCAACCACUACAUCCACCCAACCAACCACCACCCAGCCAAC